Molecule: messenger RNA, 1236 nt
Organism: Balearica regulorum gibbericeps (East African grey crowned-crane)
Lineage: Eukaryota; Metazoa; Chordata; Aves; Gruiformes; Gruidae
Source: RefSeq, a predicted model, not a curated record
AUGAACCUAAGACAAGUCUUUGUGUCUGUACUGAUGUUUGGAGUAGCUGGUCUACUCCUCUUCAUGUAUCUACAAGCUUGGAUUGAAGAACAACAUACAGAGUCUGGAGAAAAAUUGCAACAACAGAUAAUUAAUCAGGAUUUCACGCUCCCACCUCCAGGGACGCCGAGGAGAGCAGCGUGGAGCAGGAGCACUCCUCCUGGCCUCAGGAAGCACAAGAUGGCCAUGUCAGGCAGCAGGCACUGGUGGAACAAAGCUGACCCUUUCAGUGUGGUGGCUGCAUCCUUGGUGAGCCAGCUGUCUGACCAGCAGAAGAUGAGUGAGUCCCCUCUCAGCCGGUUCAGAGGGGUAUAUUUACCUCCUGCACUGCACCCUUUAAACAAGACGUUCAUCAAGGGUGGCAAGUGGAAGGAUGUGGAUAGUGCCCAGGAAAAGCGCAGGUCCUUCCUCCGUGACUUCUGUAAGAAAUACAACAGCAGAAAGAAGCUUCAAACCCACCUCAUGCACCUGGUGUCAAGAAUUUACGUGGAGGACAGGCACAAGGUCCUCUACUGCGAAGUGCCGAAAGCAGGCUGCUCCAACUGGAAAAGGGUCCUCAUGGUGCUCAAUGGACUCGCUGCUUCAGCACACAACAUUUCCCACGACGAUGUGCACUAUGGAAAGCAUCUAAGGAAACUGGACAGUUAUGACCUAAAAGGGAUAUACACACGCUUGAACAUGUACACCAAGACCAUAUUUGUACGUGAUCCUAUGGAAAGACUGGUAUCUGCCUUCAGGGAUAAGUUUGAACAUCCAAACAGCUAUUACCAUCCAGUAUUUGGGAAGGCAAUAAUUAAGAAGUAUAGACAAAACGCAAAUGAAGAGGCAUUGAAAACAGGAUCAGGAGUUAAGUUCAAGGAGUUCAUCCAAUAUUUGUUAGAUUCCCAUCGCCCAGUAGGAAUGGACAUUCAUUGGGAGCAAGUCAGUAAGCUCUGCUAUCCCUGCCUCAUCAACUAUGAUUUUAUAGGAAAAUUUGAAACCCUGGAAGAAGACGCCAAUUACUUUUUGCAGCUGGUAGGUGCUCCGGCUGAGCUGAAGUUUCCUAAAUUCAAAGACAGACAUUCCUCUGAUGAGAGAACAAGUGCAGAAGUAGUGAGGCAAUACUUAAAGGAAUUGUCUAAGGAGGAGAGACAGCUGACCUAUGACUUCUAUUACUUGGAUUACUUAAUGUUCAAUUAUACAUCACCAAUUGUAUAG